This is a messenger RNA of Neltuma alba, 1510 nucleotides long. Its product is annotated as biotin carboxyl carrier protein of acetyl-CoA carboxylase. NCBI's taxonomy places the organism in Eukaryota, Viridiplantae, Streptophyta, Magnoliopsida, Fabales, Fabaceae. The coding region runs from base 316 to 1173 and encodes 285 amino acids. The transcript is spliced from 10 exons. The record is from RefSeq and is a predicted model, not a curated record.
UACCAACACAAGUACUUAUUGUUAGAGCAUUAAUCUUCCGAUUUUGACUCCACACAUGACAAGGAGGCGGAAAUGCGAGGGAGAGUUGUGGUGAAAGUUGAUACACAACCCCCGGCGCAUGUUAGUGAGAAGGACCUCCAAUUGAGAGCGGAGAAACUGAAGAGAAAGGCGGACAUCUCGAAGAAGAUAUCAAAAUCAAAAGCACUGUAGCAAUCCUAUUCUCUGCUUCUAAACCAAAGCUUCUCCUACUGCAUUACUCGCCCCAUUUGUCCCCCUCUAUUCGCAAUCUCUGCGCCUCUGUUCGUUCUCGGUUCGAUGGAGUCCUCCGCUGCUCUCCGUUCUUUUCACCGUCCCAUAAACACCAUGUUACACGUGCGAUCCUCACUUGAGAAGCCAUAUGUAAUUCCCAUGCAUAAUGCCAUACGGAACUCUGGACUUAACUUCCAAUGGUUGGCAAAUGGUGAGAAGCACCUCAGUUCUCAAUUCAAGUGGAAGCGAACACUAAUAACAUGUGCAAAAUCAACUGAAACUAUCAAAGCAAGCAAGUUAGAUGCUUCUUUGUCUAGCUCUUCACAAGACUCCUCAGAGAAAAAGCCCUUGCAAACUACCUUUCCUCAUGGAUUUGAGGCUUUAGUAUUAGAGGUUUGUGAUGAGACUGAAAUUGCUGAGCUGAAAUUAAAGGUCGGAGAGUUUGAAAUGAAUCUUAAGAGAAACAUCGGAGCAGCGACAGCUCCUAUGCCCAUUGUUUCACCAGGUACACCACUACCUAUUCCAACUCAGGCCGUGGUUGAAUCAGCCCCUGCAUCACCUCCUCCAAAAUCAUCUUCAGAGAAAAAUAGUCCAUUUGUAAAUGUUUCCUUAGAGAAGUCAUCAAAGUUGGCAUCAUUGGAGGCUUCUGGCAACAAUACUUUUGUCCUAAUAUCAUCACCGACGGUUGGCUCAUUCCGAAGAGGUAGGACUGUGAAAGGAAAGAGGCAACCUCCUAUCUGUAAAGAGGGUGAUAUAAUCAAAGAAGGACAAGUCAUAGGGUAUUUGGAUCAGUUUGGCACCGAACUUCCUGUCAAGUCUGAUGUGGCUGGAGAAGUAUUGAAGCUACUUUAUGAGGAUGGAGAGGCGGUUGGUUAUGGAGAUCCUCUCGCUGCUGUGUUGCCGGCAUUCCAUGAUAUCAAGUAAGCAAGCCGUUUCCUAGUGACGACGAUUUGUCUUGCUGAUGUUCAAAGAUAGAAAGCUUUGGGAUAUGGAACUUUUUUUUAGGGCUUCAUUGGGAUAUGGAACUUAGGUUGUUCAUUUAUUUUUCGAUUUUGCGCCGGUCCAGGGGUUUUUUUGUUUUGGGGGGGGGGGGGUGUUUUUGUAUGGGCUUGUUGGUGGAAGAGUUUCAGCGGUGGAUUCAACAAUAAUUGCUAAUAUCUGUGUAUUCGAGUGGCACAUCCUUUGACGAUGAUAGUACUUUGUACCCUGGUUUCAUAUUUUUUUUAUUAGAAAUACAUACAAAAGAGAAUCUUAUUAAACA